Molecule: messenger RNA, 3042 nt
Organism: Penaeus monodon (black tiger shrimp)
Lineage: Eukaryota; Metazoa; Arthropoda; Malacostraca; Decapoda; Penaeidae
Product: biorientation of chromosomes in cell division protein 1-like 1
Source: RefSeq, a predicted model, not a curated record
GCAGACUGGGAGUCAAGGGUCUCCUAGUAGGUCUAUUGGUCGAGAUGAAGCUCUUGUAUAUUCCCAAGCAGGAGGUGGGAUGACCGGGCGCAUUUCACCAGGAUAUUCUUCCCCAUAUGGUAGUCGAGAGCAACUGCAAUCUAUCCACCCUCCUCUUGCUCGCCAUUCCUCAUCACAGGAGGGUGCGAAACACAUGCCAACAUUACCACCCCAUCUCUGUCCUUCAUAUACUCAUCCUCAUGUCACACGCUUUGCCUCUGCACCAGAUCCUAUAUGGGGAGGUCAGCAGCAGCAAAACACACCUGGUCCACCACACAUCACACGCCUGAACUCCACAUCUGAUACAAGGCUGAAUGUAUAUGGCUGCAGUAGUGAAUCGCAGCUGUUUUCUGAAGUUCCAGUAUUUGAUGAUCCAAUGAACCGCCUAACACAGUUCCACCCAGGAGGACAACACCACAAUACUAGUCCUGGACCAGGAGCUGCAUCACCAGGGCCAAUUGGUUCAAGGCCCAUGUCUCCUCAGCAUGGCAGUGUUAUGCAUCAUUCUCCAGGUGUAUCUCCAAGACAGCACAUACCAUCACAGCAGACAUCCUUAGGUUUAUCCUCCAGUUUUCCAAGCCCUAUGAGUGGAGCUGCAAGCCAUGAAGAUGUCCGGCUACGUAUUUUCUAUCAUCUCUCCAACCUGUUCCCUGAAGCUCAGGUAAGAGCAGUACUAGCCAUGUAUCCAGAGGAGACAGACCCUCAGAAAAUAUGUAGUUACAUCUUAAGUCCUAACCAUGGAUCCGUGGGGUCACGGCCUAUGUCUCCACAACAGCCAUCACAACCUGGAGUGGGACGGCAGUCGCAAGGUGUUCAGGGUUCAACUUCUCCUACAGCUGCUUUUCCAAGCUCUCUUCCUACUACAGCAUCCAGUCAUGAGGAUGCACGCUUUCGUACAUUCUACCAUUAGUUUUAAAUUUUUCCAAAAGCUCAAGUGCAUACUGAUCUGGCUAUGUGUCCUAGUAAAAUUAAGGACUAGAUGUAUGCCACCUUAGUAAGGUCUGGUAAAUAUCAGUCCCCAGAAUUUGCACAAAGUACCUAAAAUAGACUAUUGAUGUAUUGCAUCAGGCAUAUAAUUAUAGCAUAUCAUUAUAUGUAAUUUUGAAACAAAUGUAUGGUUCAGUUUGCUUUAUACAAAUUGGCAAGGAAAAGGGGAAAAUCUAAGACAUUGAUGUAAUGUUUAUUAAACAAGUGUGAUGUUUAGUGAAAUGUGAAAGUAAGCGUUAGUGAGGCUGAUAGUAUUAUUGCACAUAUUGAGACAUAUGCGAGUGUACAGUGAAUUAGUUCCACUGGAAUCCUAUCUAGUGCAUGAAGUGUGUCCUGGGGGAAGCCAAACAUUCAAAAAGGACAGGAGAAAGGUGAGAAGUAAGUAAAUGGGUUUUCAGUAUUGGCUUGCCAAAGCUAUUGCGUUUGUGGAAGCAUUUAAUAGAGCACAUAAUGUUUUUACCUUGCCUGUGGAUAGUGACUGUGAGGUCAGUUUGACAGUAGUCAAUAUUUUACCUAGGUACUAGCACUGCAGCGAUUGCUACACUUCAGUUCAGGAUGACAAGCUUCGGUUAUGGUUUUUCUGUUCUUUUUAAGUGUAAAUGGAUUGCCCUAAAGUGUCUUAUGGACAGACACAGGAACUUGGCAUGAGUCCUAUAUUUCAAUCAAAAGGUCAGUAGAUUGGCAAAUAAAUUAGUCUUUUAUGUUAAUCAUAUUAAAUCAUGUAGUUUACAAGCAGGACUCAACAGCCUAUGUUAGAGUGUGCCAUAAGCUGCAAUGGCUCCCAGUGGACAAAGCAAUGUACUAGUUGGUUAAAAUAUGCUGGUGCUAUACUGGCUAUAGUGUGAGAGGCUCGUACCACUAGUUAUAUGAAACGAUUUGCUCAGCAUCUAGAUACUGAUAGUAUUCUUAAUGAAAGAAUUGUCAGGGAAUCUUAAGAAAAGGAAGAUAGAAUGAUACUGCAACAAGAGAAAUGUUGUCCCGCAAGUACUUUGUACUUAUUAUUGACAGUGAUAAUGUUCUGGAGAGCUGCAAGACUUAGUCAUUGAGAGUAACCAAUAGGAUGAGUGAGUUGGCACAAACCUAUCAGGUGGAACAGAUUAUUUUUGUUAUGAACAUAUAAUGUUUCUAUUAUUACAUAAUAUUUGAAAAGGGUUUUGUUAUUUUGCUGCCCUUUAUCUCUCCCUUGAUGCAACAACCGUGUGUAUGUGUGUAUUGGAAGCCACCAGAAAGUGUGACAUCUGAAUAAGGUUUGCAUUUGUGAUGUGUGAUCACCUCAGGUUCGCAUGUUUAUGGAUGCAUUAGAUCCACUGGUGAAUUAGAAUGAGGUUGGUAUGUAACAAACCUUGCAGAAUCACACUUUUAAUGAUGGCUGGAGUGAAGCGUGUCAUUACAAUACUAUGUAUUGUGGGCUGUACUGGGUGUGUACCCAACCAUUGUGUGACUGCACCCUAUUGCUGCCCUUAGAUCACCAGGCUCAGAUAGAGCUACAACAUAGGUGCUGCCUCAUUGUUCAUUCUUCCAGUAGUGUGAGUGUGCCAGUAAAGUUGAGGUUUUACACCGUGUUUAGUUCUUAUCUAGUUCUCAUUGGUGGCUGUGUGGUGACAUAAGGAAUGUAAUGGGUGCAGCUAGACCGCUACUUAGCGGUAACUGUGUAGCUCAUAUUGAUCUUGAGGGCCUACCACACCUCGACAUCGGCUUCUCAAUUGUUUUGAAAAGCCUUUGUAAUGUUCUACAAAUUUGGUUAAUUAUAUUUUUGCAUUAGCCCAUUAAUUAUAGUGGGAGUGCGCCAUAGUUGUCAGGUAUAUAUGUAAAAGAAAGAAAUGUAUGAAAAUAAUUAUUAGUGAUGGCAAUCUUUUGCACAAUAACACAUUGGUCAUUAUUUUGGUAUUUAUUUUGUAGGUCAAUUAUGUAGUGAGGUGUAAGGCUGUUAAAGACACCCUUUUUAUGUCUAGGAGGUGGCCCUCUCUUGGCUUUUCACACUGACCUUCCUACACUCUCAAUAAAAAGAAAGUUGAA